AUGUCCAGGACGUCCGAGAAUUUGCCCUGGGUUGAGAAGUACCGUCCAGAAACUCUGGACGACGUGUAUGGGCAAACAAAUGUGGUGGAAACGGUUCGUAAAUUUGUCAAAGAGGGUAAACUGCCGCAUUUACUGUUUUAUGGACCUCCAGGUACUGGAAAAACCUCUACCAUUGGGGCGUUAGCGCGUGAAAUAUACGGGAAAAACUAUCGGAACAUGGUACUGGAACUGAAUGCUUCGGAUGACAGAGGUAUCGACGUUGUGAGAAAUCAGAUCAAAGAAUUCGCAUCGACACGUCAAAUCUUUUCCAAGGGCUUCAAACUGAUCAUUUUAGAUGAAGCAGACGCUAUGACGAACGCCGCGCAAAAUGCGCUGCGCCGUAUCAUUGAGCGGUACACGAAGAACACUCGAUUUUGCAUUUUGGCCAAUUAUGCGCAUAAACUCACCCCAGCUCUUUUGAGUCGUUGUACGCGGUUCAGGUUCCAACCUUUACCCACGGAAUCAAUCGAAAAACGUCUCAAGAACAUUUUGAUUCGUGAGGAUCUUCAAUUAACACCGGAAGCGUUAAAUGCACUGUUGAAACUGUCCAGGGGCGACAUGCGUAGAGCCCUCAAUGUUUUACAGGCAAGCAAAGCUACGAUCGACGAUCCAGCCACGGAAAAAGUGACCGAGACCACGAUUUAUGACUGUGUUGGAGCGCCCUAUCCGGCAGAUCUGGAAACAGCGCUUGAGUCCAUGUUAAAAGACGAUUGGACCACUGCUUUCUACACUAUAACCAAGAUCCGUACCUCGAAAGGUUUGGCACUAGUAGAUCUAAUUGAGGGAAUAGUGGAACUAUUAGAAAACUAUGAGUUGAAAGAAAUCACGCGAAGAGAAAUAUUGUGCAAACUGGCAGAUAUCGAGUAUAGUAUUUCGAAAGGCGGCAACGAACGUAUUCAGAGUAGCGCCGUCAUUAGCGCCGUAAAGUCAUCAUUUGAGCUUGAAGUGUGA
Molecule: messenger RNA, 990 nt
Organism: Lachancea mirantina
Lineage: Eukaryota; Fungi; Ascomycota; Saccharomycetes; Saccharomycetales; Saccharomycetaceae
Source: the annotation of a GenBank genome assembly